AUGAAGUUUGGCGAGUCCCUCAGCGAGGGCUUAGUUCCCGAAUGGAAGGGGCAGUACUUGGACUACAAAUUGGGAAAGAAAAUGGUCAAGGCAGCUUCCAAACGAAUGCAAGAAGAUUUCGAUUCUAGAAAACCAAAUGAUCUAACUCCUCUUCUCGAUGCUGAAAGACAAGGAACGGUGCCAGAUUCGUACAAUAUCGAUGAUCCAAACUUGAAUGAAAGCGAAAUGCAGCAGCAGCCAGAGACCCGUGCCAGUACAAAAAGUGGACCAAGCUCCAUAAAAUUUCCAUUUUUUGGUUCGAAAGAUAAGGCAACUUCUCUCAAGGAAAAAGACCAGUUCACCGAAUGGCUCGAUGAAGAGCUUGCUAAGGUGGAGCUGUUCUAUCGAGAAAGAGAACAAGAAAUUUACGAAAGAUUUUUGCUUUUACAGGAUCAACUAUACCAACUUCGGGAGCAGAAAAAGGUGAACCGUACCGUGGCAGCAAAGCACAAUCGUGAGAGCCAUCGUAUCGCCCAUGUGCCCCAGACCGAGGCAGUAUAUCAUACAGUAAAUGAGUUGGCAUUUCAUACUCGUUCAGCGUUAUCUAUGUUGCAACGGUUAGAAUUACCGUCCCUUCCUUCCACGGUGUUUCUCAAACAAUGGAGAAAGAAACGACGUUCGGACGACGUUUCUAUGACAGACGAAUACAUAUACGACCCCAAUUCUGCCCAGAACCGUAUCAGAAAUGGGCUAUCAUUCGAUAACGACGAUGAAAGUUCAAUAGAUUCUGAGGGUCAAAAAGCCCUGAGUGUUACCUCGGGCUCCGAUGAAAGUGCUUCUCAAGUUCCGGAUGCUAUCCGUGAAAACAACUCCUUGAAUACAAGGCGGGACUACUCGGUGAAAAAGCAGUAUCGUGUUCCAUACCUCUAUGCCAGAAAACAGCUAAAGGAUGCAAUGCUUGAGUACUAUAGGUCUCUUGCAUUGUUGAGAUCGUAUAGAAUCCUCAACCGUACAGCGUUUAGGAAAAUUACAAAGAAAUUCGACAAGGCUACGGGAUCGUCCGUGUGCAAGAAAACUAUGGGCAAGAUUGACAAAGAAGCCUAUUUCCAAACUAGUGACAUGUUGGACAAAUUGACCACUCAAGUUGAAGAGUUGUAUAUCACUUUUUUUGAUCAGGGUACAAGUGAGCGUAAGCAUUCGUUGGAAAAGUUGAAAAGCAUGACAUACGCUCUCAAUAACACGGAUAUACGACAGCCAACUUACUAUCCUUCGUUGUUUCUUGCAGGAAUAUUGUUGGGCUUUGGUAUCCCAUUGUUCGUUCUAGGCUUGUAUACCGCUUUGCAUGCUACACUUUCUGGACAACUUCCUGAGGGCAAGUUCCUAUUACAAGUUUGGGGUGGAUUCUUCCUCGUGAACCUAAUAACCAUCCUUUUUGGCAUCAAUCUCUACGUGUUUGAUUUGUUCAGGAUCAACUAUAAGUUUAUCUUUGAGUUCAACAUUGCUACCGCCCUUGAUCUCAAACAGUUUUUCCUUCUUCCAUGUUUGGGAUUUGCCUUGUUGUCUUUACUAGCAUGGUUCAGUUUCAAUGAUUAUUGGCCAAGCGAUUUUCCAGGCCGUGAUUGGCCUUGGAUAUUUUUCGGUAUUAUGCUCGUCAUAUUCCUCUGGCCAGGAAGUCAAUUGUAUGGUUCAAGCAGACGAUGGCUUCAAGUGGCUCUUUGGAGACUUCUUCUUUCCGGCUUUUAUCCUGUCGAGUUCAGAGACUUCUUCCUUGGCGACAUUCUUUGCUCUUUAACCUACAGCUCCGGUAACAUCCCAUUCUUCUUUUGCUUGUAUGCCCAUCAUUGGAGAGGUAUAAUUGGCGGGGGAAAAAAUACUUGUUCGUCUUCAAGCUCGAGAGUCAUGGGAUUCUUCAGCAGCUUGCCAUCGAUUCUCCGUUUUCUUCAAUGUGCUCGGCGUUACAUGGAUACUGGGGACUGGUUCCCGCAUCUUGCUAACAUGUCAAAGUACAUGAUAACCACGAUUUAUUAUUGCUUGUUGAGUGUCUAUCGAAUUGACCGAACCAACCAGACGCGAGCAGCUUUCAUAUUCUUUGCAUGUAUCAACUCUUUAUACACCUCGUCGUGGGACAUUUUUAUGGACUGGUCGUUGAUGCAACCUCAGGCAAAGCACUUUCUCUUGAGAGAUACAUUAUUUUUCAAAAAUCCCCUUGUCUACUACCUUGCAAUGGUCACCAACGUGAUCUUGAGGUUCCAAUGGAUCUUCUAUGCGUUUUUCAGCAAUCAAGUCCAACAAUCGGCCGUUACUAGUUUUUGCAUAGCGCUCGCGGAGAUUGUGAGAAGAUUCAUAUGGAUAUUUUUCAGAAUGGAGAACGAACACAGAACAAACGUGAUACUUUUCCGGGCCUCCAGAGAUGCGCCGUUACCAUAUCCAAUCAGUCCCCAUAUGGAAAUGGCUGCCAAAAAAUUGGUAAACUUGCGCUACAAUUCCGUUGGUGGUGCGAACACAGAUUGGGUUAACAAUAAUGUGAGGCACGGUGGCACUUCUACAGCUACUGGAACGUCUCGCGGACGCGAGUCGGGUCGCAGCGGUGACACUGGAACAAUUCAAUCUGGAGCCAAGUUGUCUCGGCGUAAAUCGACAAUUGCCAAUAUUAGCGAUGCCGUUAAUCGGGCGCAUAUCAAAGAUUUCCAGCGGAGAAGAGUAUCGUAUGUGGAAGAAGACUACAGUGACGAUGAAGAGGAUGGUGAGCAAUCGGAAGCUAAUUAG
Molecule: messenger RNA, 2745 nt
Organism: Meyerozyma guilliermondii ATCC 6260
Lineage: Eukaryota; Fungi; Ascomycota; Pichiomycetes; Serinales; Debaryomycetaceae
Gene: SYG1
Product: Syg1p
Exons: 1
Coding region: 1-2745 (914 amino acids)
Biological process (GO): cellular response to phosphate starvation; phosphate ion transport
Cellular component (GO): cytoplasm; plasma membrane; Golgi apparatus
Molecular function (GO): inositol hexakisphosphate binding
Source: RefSeq, a predicted model, not a curated record